UGACAAACAUAUUUCGCGCGCUUUUCGUUUCGAUCGCAACAAGAUUGUUGUGAAGUGUGCGUUUCGUAGUUGUAAAUAAUAAUACAAUUAAUUCGGAGAUAAAAUAAAAUUAUAGUAUUAAAAAAUGUCGAGCCCAGCGCGUAUUUCUAAUCCAAGUACACCUUUGGCUGCUCCACCACCAAUUGAUGUGGAGACACCUAUGCGUAUGGGUCGGGCACAUGUUCAGCAUUCUGAUAAUAUAAGUUUACCACCCACUUCUCCUAGAGUAAGUAUAGCCGCAACCAGUCCAGCACGAGGUCUAGGAUGCGGCAUGAGCGAAAUUGAUUUGAGUUCCCCUUUAAAUUAUGGUACUCCCAGUUCAAUGGGCUCCAUACGUACACCACGAUCUGGCAUACGUGGAACACCUUUACGCACUCGUCCUGAUAUACGUACCGACAAGCGCAUGCGUCAGGUAGCAAUUGGAGGUGAUGGGUUGGAACCAAUAACAGAAAGACAUUCAGAGACUGAUCCUAUAUCUGAGGCGUCGACAGGACCACAAAUUGUUGUCUGGGGCACAAAUGUGGUAGUCAGUCAAUGUAAAACAAAAUUUCAAGCUUUUCUAAUGCGUUACAUAGAUCCAACAGCUGAGCAAGAUGAAAUAUCUGAAAAUAUUGAUGUAAAUCAACCAUUGUAUAUGCAAAAGCUUGAGGAAAUACAUACACUGGAAGAACCGUAUCUUAAUCUUAAUUGUGCUCACCUUAAAACAUAUGAUGCAGCUUUGUAUCAUCAAUUAAUAUGUUAUCCUCAAGAAGUAAUCCCAACUUUCGAUAUGGCAGUAAAUGAAAUGUUUUUCGAAAAGUAUCCAGCUGCUAUUUUGGAACAUCAGAUUCAAGUGCGUCCAUUUAAUGCUGAUAAAACACGUAAUAUGCGCUCACUUAAUCCUGAAGAUAUGGAUCAAUUAAUAAGUAUUAGUGGCAUGGUAAUAAGAACUUCAAAUGUUAUACCGGAAAUGCGUGAAGCAUUCUUUAAGUGCAUUAUAUGCGAUUUUAUAUCUACGGUAGAUGUUGAACGGGGUCGCAUUGCCCAACCAACUCUUUGUACAAAUUGUAACACUAAUCACUGUUUUCGACUUGUGCACAAUCGCUCGGAAUUCACUGAUAAGCAACUUGUAAAAUUGCAAGAAUCUCCAGAUGAUAUGGCUGCUGGACAAACUCCACACAAUGUGCUACUGUAUGCUCAUAAUGAUUUAGUCGACAAAGUUCAACCUGGUGAUCGUGUAACUGUUACUGGAAUUUAUCGUGCUGUUCCAAUGAAAGGAAAAGGCAACAAUGUUAAGAGCGUGUAUAAAACUCAUAUUGAUGUAGUACAUUUUCGUAAAGUUGACAACAAACGCCUUUAUGAAGAGGAAGAAGGAAAAGAUCAUAUAUUUCCGCCAGAACGUAUUGGAUUAUUGCACAUGCUUUCACAAAAACCUGAUGUAUAUGAUCGUUUAGCUAAAGCGAUAGCUCCUUCUAUUUAUGAAAAUGACGAUAUUAAAAAAGGCAUUUUACUACAACUAUUUGGAGGUACCAAAAAGAAGCAUACCACUAUGGGAAGACAAAAUUUCAGAUCUGAAAUUCAUUUACUCUUAUGUGGUGAUCCCGGUACUUCUAAGUCUCAAAUGCUACAAUAUGUUUACAAUCUGGUUCCACGUUCACAAUACACUUCAGGUAGAGGUUCUUCUGCUGUAGGUUUGACAGCUUAUGUUACCAAAGAUCCAGAAACUCGUCAGUUGGUUUUACAAACUGGUGCUUUGGUACUGGCUGAUAACGGCGUCUGUUGUAUUGAUGAGUUCGAUAAAAUGAAUGAUGCUACACGUAGUGUUUUGCAUGAAGUAAUGGAACAGCAAACAUUAAGUAUAGCUAAGGCUGGUAUCAUUUGUCAGCUUAAUGCACGUACUUCCAUACUGGCUGCUGCAAAUCCAGCUGAAUCCCAAUGGAAUACAAAGAAAAAUAUAAUUGAUAAUGUGCAUCUGCCUCAUACGUUGCUUUCACGUUUUGAUCUUAUAUUUUUGGUUCUUGAUCCACAAGAUGAAAUAUUUGAUCGUCGUUUGGCAAAUCAUUUGGUUUCAUUAUAUUAUGUUUCUAGACAAGAGGAAGAAGACACUAUGUUUGAUAUGAGUGUUCUUCGUGAUUAUAUAGCCUACGCCCGUGAACAUAUUUCUCCCACGUUAACUGAAGAAGCACAGCAACGUCUUAUACAGGCAUACGUUGAUAUGCGAAAAGUUGGUGCACGAAGAGGUCAGAUUUCAGCUUACCCACGUCAAUUGGAAAGUUUAAUUCGUCUUUCCGAAGCGCAUGCUAAAGUUCGUCUUAGUAAUGAAGUCACAGUAACAGAUGUUGAAGAGGCUUGGAGACUACAUCGUGAAGCUUUGAAACAAUCAGCAACAGAUCCUCUAUCCGGUAAAAUUGAUGUUGGUAUCUUAACAACUGGUUUAUCGACAGCUGCACGAAAGAAACGCGCUGAGUUAGUGGAAGCCAUAAAGGAAAAUUUGAAAAAGAAAGGAAAAAUUCCUACUGUCCCUUAUCAAAAACUGUUUAAAGAGAUCAAGGAAGCCUCACAGAUUCUCAUAACUCGUGAACAAUUUGAAGAUGCUUUGAAGGAAAUUCAAGAUGAAGGCACGAUUGUUGUUAUGGGAAAAAAUACUAUUCGAAUUUGUUAAUUCAUGU
Molecule: messenger RNA, 2687 nt
Organism: Teleopsis dalmanni
Lineage: Eukaryota; Metazoa; Arthropoda; Insecta; Diptera; Diopsidae
Gene: dpa
Product: DNA replication licensing factor MCM4
Exons: 9
Coding region: 125-2680 (851 amino acids)
Biological process (GO): DNA strand elongation involved in DNA replication; DNA replication; mitotic DNA replication initiation
Cellular component (GO): nucleus; MCM complex
Molecular function (GO): single-stranded DNA helicase activity; ATP hydrolysis activity; single-stranded DNA binding
Source: RefSeq, a predicted model, not a curated record